UAUUUCUGCCGGCCAGAGAUGUCGCGUGCCUGGCUGGGCAGUAGUAGUGCCCUGGAAUAGUGAAUCAUUCAGGCACCCCCAGGAAAGGAGGCCAGUCCACGCUGGGAGUUAGAAGACAUCGCCUCUAAUCCAGGUUUCUCCAUCUCCUCCGCUAAGUGACGUCCAGCAAGUCACUUCACUUUCAGGGCCUCAAAUUUCCUUCCCAGUAGUAAAAUGGGGGUAAUAAAAACAGCUACAGCGCAAGCCUGUUGUGAGGCACAGAGAAAGGGCUUGGUCUUUGGAAGGGGGUUCCAGGUUCUCAACCUUCAUUUCCUUCACAGUUGAAGGACGUCAAAAAAAGCAGAAAGGGUGAAUUUUCUUGAAAUCUCAGUUUUGGGGAAUCUUAGCGACCAGUUGCGGACCUCAGCUCGUCCGGCGCUCCAAAACUUCCGGCGGGCGAACCGGAAGCAAUGAGGCGGGAAGGGUGGUAGAGGCCCCUCCGGCCGGAACCCGGGGGGCGGGGCUUGUGGCUGUAGUUGAUGGGGCGUAGGUGGGCCCUGCGCCCACGGCUACCUGGGUAAGGCCCAAGAUGGCUGCCCUCGUGUGAAGUCGGCGGGGACGGUUCCUGUCGUCAUCUUGAGGGCCACGUCUGGCCCUCACUCCUGGACUUAUUUGGUGUGUUGUUGAAGCGGGGAGACUAGAGAAAUGGCAGGGAGCCUCUUAUCUGGGGCAGGCAGGCGCCUGUGGAACUGGGUGCCUCUGGCGUGCAGAAGCUUCUCUCUUGGUGUGCCGAGAUUGAUCGGUAUAAGGCUCACUCUCCCGCCCCCCAAAGUGGUUGAUCGUUGGAACGAGAAGAGGGCCAUGUUCGGAGUGUAUGACAACAUCGGGAUCCUGGGAAACUUUGAAAAGCACCCCAAAGAACUGAUCAGGGGGCCCAUAUGGCUUCGAGGUUGGAAAGGGAAUGAAUUGCAACGUUGUAUCCGAAAGAAGAAAAUGGUUGGAAGUAGAAUGUUCGCUGAUGACCUGCACAACCUUAAUAAACGCAUCCGCUAUCUCUACAAACACUUUAACCGACAUGGGAGGUUUCGGUAGAAGAGAAAGCUGAGAACUUCGGAAAAGGCUCAUCUGUCACCCUGGAGAAGGGACACUGUACUCUUCCCUGUGAGGAAACGGCUUUGUAUUUUCUCUGUAAUAAAAUGGGGCUUCUUUGGAAUUUGA
Chlorocebus sabaeus (green monkey) is the source of this 1197-nucleotide messenger RNA. RefSeq names its product mitochondrial ribosomal protein L51 (gene MRPL51). Gene Ontology annotation, biological process: translation. Gene Ontology annotation, cellular component: mitochondrial large ribosomal subunit. Gene Ontology annotation, molecular function: structural constituent of ribosome. NCBI's taxonomy places the organism in Eukaryota, Metazoa, Chordata, Mammalia, Primates, Cercopithecidae. The record is from RefSeq and is a predicted model, not a curated record.